UCUGCCUCAACUCUCCAGCGCUGUGCCGGCGUCAGUGCAGCUGUUAUUGGGGCCAAGUUGUGACACUUGGCGGCGCGCACGGCGAAACUCGCGUUGUCUCUCUCCCCGGGCACUCGAACAGUGGAAUUAUGAUCAGAGCACAGAUUGACACUGUCGCCCUGUCCUAAACCCGUAUCCACUCCACACCGUGAGAAAUUUGCACCGAACAUGAUGGAGAUGGGAGUCCACCUUUUUAUUUUCUUGCUUUUCCUCCUUCACCAGACUUUUGCCGGUGGACGAGAGCAAGGUCACCAUGAAGAUUGCGUACCUGGCUUCCAGGUCAAACAAUACCAGGUGGCAUAUAGGCAAACUUUCCAGAAAGGCUUGCCCCUUCUAAAAGUUGAAUUUGAUGAUUGUGCUGGUAAUGAAGACGUGGCCUUUGAGGUUUCUGUCACCAAGUUCCACGUCGAUGGGGACCUGAAUUUGGUACCUCUACAAGAUGUGACAUACAGCGGGACGGUCAUGUUCAUCCAUGGGCAAAGUGCUCACGCAGAUGACAUCGCACAGGUGGACAUAACUGGACUCCCACUUGAAUCAGCGCAUAUUCUCAAACUUCUCGGUCUGCCACAUAGAGUGAAAAGAUCCCUGCUGGUUCCUCCAAUGAUUGUCACUGAGAACCAGAGAGCCCCUUUCCCAAGGAUCAUCGGCAAGGUGAUUGCAACAGAGAAGUCAUGGGAUCAUAUUUUCCGACUGACGGGACCUGGUGCUGACCAGGACCCCAAAGGUCUCUUUACUAUUGACAUAGACACAGGAGACGUAUCAGUCACUCGCUCACUGGACCGGGAGGUCAUCGAUUCAUACCAGCUGGAGGUGUCAACCACAGACCUAAACGGAAACCUCGUUGAGGGACCAGUGAUCCUCGUCAUCACUAUCAUCGAUCAGAAUGACAACCGGCCCAUAUUCAAAGAGACGCGCUACACCGGAGAGGUGCUCGAGGGAUCGCCUACAGGAACCACAGUGAUGACAAUGACGGCGUUUGAUGCAGACGACUCCUCCACAGAUAAUGCCGCUUUACGCUACAACAUCAUCCGGCAGUCACCAGACAAACCAUCUCCCAACAUGUUCUACAUUGACGCAGAGAGAGGCGAUAUUGUCACUGUCAUCUCCCCAACUCUUCUCGACAGGGAGACACUGCCAACCACAAGGUAUGAGCUUGAGAUUGUUGCCAAGGACAUGGCAGGAAGUGAGGUGGGCCUAACAGGAACAGCCACAGCAACAAUUACCAUUACAGACAAGAAUGACCAUGCCCCUGAAUUCACGCAUCCGCUGUUUGAAGCCUAUGUAUACGAAGGCUCGACUGGUGUGGCUGUCAACCUGACAAUAGAUGAUAGAGAUGACCCAGCGACUGGCGCAUGGAGAGCUGUCUACUCGAUAAUAAACGGAGAUCCCACACAGAGAUUCAAGAUCCAGACCAACCCAGACAAUAAUGAGGGAAUGCUUUCAGUUGUCAAGCCUCUAGAUUACGAAGGUGCAGCAUUCCACAAGAUCUUCAUUAAAGUGGAAAAUGAGGACCUUCUGGUUUCUGAUGCUGGUUAUGGCCCCAGCUCCACAGCAACUGUCCAAGUCAAAGUUUUAGACAUUAAUGAAGGACCCGUCUUUUUCCCUGACCCACUCGUUGUCACCAGGAUGGAAAACAUUCCAGUGGAAAGCUUUGUAGCCUCUCUCAAUGCCACAGACCCGGAUACAUUACAGCUACAGAGUGUCAGGUAUGCCAUCCUACGAGAUCCAGCAGGCUGGCUGACUGUGAACCACCUGCGAGGAACUGUCAACACAUUGGCCUCUCUGGACCGUGAAUCUCCUUAUGUUCAUGACAAUAAAUACAACGCUGUGUUCAUCGCCAUCGACAACGGCAGUCCCCCUGCCACAGGUACUGGCACGUUGGUCAUUCACCUGGAGGAUUACAAUGAUAAUGCACCAUUUGUGGUGCCAUCGGUAGCACGGGUGUGUGAAGACGCGCAUGAUAUGAAUGUGGCCAUAGUUGGUGGACGGGACAAGGAUCUACCACCCAACGGGGCGCCUUUCAAAAUAGAGCUGGGAAAACAACCGGGACUUGAUAAAACCUGGAAAGUUACCAGGGUCAACUCCACUCACUCGCAAAUCAUGUUGCUACAGAGUCUGAAGAAAGCCAACUAUCAGCUGCCAUUGCUCAUCACUGAUUCAGGGGUGCCUCCUCUGUCCAACAACUCAGAGGUCAAAGUUCAGGUCUGCUUCUGCAAGAAGAACAAGAUGCUCUGUAGCUCUGCCCACUCACACCACGCCAGCCUUCUCGUCAUACUUGCAACACUCAUGCUUAGCCUACCCUGCCUGUAGUUUCUGCAAAAUGGUCUUGUUUGCAACACUGGAAAGCAACAACUUAUCUCCCGCACACAACGCUGGCUUAGCAAGAGAGGAUGAACACGAAGGAGAAGAGUCUUCACACCAUGAAAAAUUACACAUGACAAUAGACACAAUCCCCGCAAGCUCAACUGCUGUGUAAAAAAUCACUUAUCUUCUCGCUACACUUGUCUGCUAUUUUCCUUGGUGCAUUGCUCCUUCCUUCAUCAUAUCACAUCAUCUUUAGUUUGUCUGACCGCCUUUAACGUUGUGUCCUCUGACCGCACUUAACCUGGACAGCAUUGAUUAUCCCUCCAUCCAGCCAUUUUCUGAACAGCUUUUCCUCACGAGGGUUGCGGGCACGCUCGAGCAUAUCUCAGCUUCCUUUGGGCAGUAGACGGGGGAGACCCUGAACCGGUUCCCAGCCGAUCGCAGGUACCAUUGAUUAUUUAAAGUGUACCUCUGGAUGUCCAGCAUUGAGGUCUGACUGAGUUUAGUUUGUACCUGGUAUCCCCUUUUUGUGUUACGUCUUGUAUUUGCCAAAAUAAUCCCCUUCUCUACCCUUAAUGCACGGUGCCAUGAAAUAGUCAAUCUUAUACUGAACAGUAAACAAAAGUGCUUUAAGUCAAUUAAUUUUCAUUGUUUUACUUAACAUGAGUGGUGUGCGUAUCCUUUGCAACCAUCUGUCUGACAUGCUUGAAUCUAUAGAUUACAACUACACUAUAAACUUUAAUCCAUCUAACAUCAUUCGAUCACUACAAAGAUAACAAUAUUCAAAGUUGUGUUUACCAUAUUUUCCAGACUAUAAGUCGCUCCGGAGUACAAGUAGAACCAGCCAUAAAAUGCAUAAUAAAGAAGGAAAAGAUGUAAGUCACGCUGGAGUAUAGUGGAGUGGAGCAUUUUUAUUCACAUUUUUAACAUAUUAAAAGUUAUUCAGAUAACUAUAGCAUAAAUAACAUGCUAACAAGUUUACCAAACUAUUCGUGUCACCCCAAAUCACUAAAUCCAAUGUAAUCUUUAUCCUCUUAUGUCACUUUUAAACAGCUCCGCUAACUCCGGAGGUAGAAGAUGCGGUCCUUCCUCUUCUACGUCGCCUACGUCAGACUCACCAUCAGUUGCAGUUCCAAUUAUUGCAGCGUUUCGCGAUCCUGACACACAGGCCAAGAGCGCCAUCUUGCGGUUUAGUGUCAAAAUAACAUGUGAAAUGAUAUAAUGAUGUGUUAAUAAUUUCACACAUAAGUCGCUCCUGAGUAUAAGUCGCACCCCCGGCCAAACUAAAAAAAAAUGUGACUUAUUGUCCGGAAAAUACGGUAAUUGUGUAGAACUGCGCUGUAUCAUACUGAUAUGCAUUUCCAUUGUUUUAGUUAUCUUAUUUACACGAGGAAAAAGAAAAUGUAAAAAAAAAAAAAGUUUUGCCACAAUAAUAUACAUAAUAAAUAAUCGUCUCAAUUGCAGAUUUAGUCUAAACUGCUCGAGGACAGCACAGUUGGUAAACAUUUGUGUGUGCAGUUUGCAUGUUCUCGCUGUGCUUGUGUGGAUUCUCUCUAUGUAUCCCAGCAUCCUCCCACAGUCCAAAAGCCAUUUUGUUGGGUUCAAAGAAGCCUAAAUUGUCUAUAGGUGUGAAUGUGAGUAUAAAUGGUCAUCUGUCACGACAUGUCAGGUCUGUGAUUGACAGGCGGCCAGUCCAAGACACACGCCACCACACAAAUCGACUUCUCUGUGACCUGAAUAAGUGCUAUAGACAAUGUAUAAAUGGCUGGACAAACACUACAGUAUCAUUUUCAACUUUCCAGAGUUGUCUGCCACUCUGAAUGUCUUUCCCCAUCCACAACACUCGCUCCCCAGUAUAAGCCGCCUCCCUUUCCCCCCAUGCCAGCAAACACGGCAAAGGCUGAGACACCGUUGUGGUGGGUGUAGAGUGUUGGCUUUUUGAUGUGUUCUUUUCUAUUCUCAACAGACUGUGUUUGAUCUAGUUUGGCUGUUUCAAAAGGGAGAAGCUGCCUGUUACUUUGUCUGCAGUGGUUGUGGUGUCUUAGGACAAGGUUGUAGCCAAUAAGCCUUUAAAGUCGGAAAAGCUCUGGAGUCGUUGCUUCGAUUUAUCUGUUUUUAUUGCAUUAGUUGUCAUGGAGUGCAAUCAGUAUAUCUUAAUAGUAAUGGUGUAAACCUCCCAAAAAAGUAUCAUUAUAUAAAUAUUUUAUUUUUUACCAUUGUAUAAAUACAGUCUACAGUAUUGAUUAACUUAUGUAUUUUAAUUAGUUUCCAACACAAACAGUGAUUAAAGAAGUCCCAGUGAACUAGAGCUGUCGUUCUAGUACCAUUGGUUGGUGUUGGUGUUGACUUUUUCCAUCGUAACAUCUUUGCUGGUGUUUUUAUUCUUUAUUGUGUUAAAAUGCAAAGUGAAAUGUCUGAGUUUCCAAUGCUUAUGUGCUUAGAUUGAAAAUUCCCUCUCCUGUUUGCUCUUCAUCUGGUUUUGAAGUCCUGAGAAAGGUGUAAAAGAAGAAAACAAAGAAUGUGCUUGUGGUGCGUAGUUUUUCUUUCCUUUCCUGCCUGCACUCAACCAACGAGGGGAAGAAGCGUGGGCUCGACUAAAAAGCAACCUCAAAGAAAAAGAAGAUUUUUUGAAUGAGUAAUGUCUGUCUUUUGCACUAAUUUAAUAAACCCGUGACUGAAAAUUGC
Messenger RNA from Syngnathus typhle (broad-nosed pipefish), 5028 nucleotides. It is a transcript of the gene cdh13, whose product is annotated as cadherin 13, H-cadherin (heart). NCBI's taxonomy places the organism in Eukaryota, Metazoa, Chordata, Actinopteri, Syngnathiformes, Syngnathidae. Gene Ontology annotation, biological process: sprouting angiogenesis; calcium-dependent cell-cell adhesion; adherens junction organization. The coding region runs from base 208 to 2349 and encodes 713 amino acids. Gene Ontology annotation, molecular function: cadherin binding; calcium ion binding. The record is from RefSeq and is a predicted model, not a curated record. Gene Ontology annotation, cellular component: adherens junction; plasma membrane; catenin complex. The transcript is spliced from 14 exons.